Messenger RNA from Hypanus sabinus (Atlantic stingray), 10957 nucleotides. RefSeq names its product engulfment and cell motility 3 (gene elmo3). The coding region runs from base 887 to 2839 and encodes 650 amino acids. NCBI's taxonomy places the organism in Eukaryota, Metazoa, Chordata, Chondrichthyes, Myliobatiformes, Dasyatidae. The transcript has 21 exons. Gene Ontology annotation, biological process: cell motility; actin filament organization. The record is from RefSeq and is a predicted model, not a curated record.
GUUUCCUGUGGGCAUGCUCAGCAAUUCUACAAUAAUAACUGUAACAGGAUCAAUUAAAGAUCAACCAGAGUGCAGAAGACAAAUUAUGCAAAUACAAAUAUAAAGAAAUCGCAAUAAAUAAAGAGAACAUGAGAUAAAAAGUCCUUAAAGUAAGAUGGCAAUGAUGGGGCGAGUGAAGUUAUCCCCUUUUGUUCAAGAGCCUGAUGAUCGAGGGGGUAGUAACUGUUCUUGAACCUGGUAAUGCGAGUCCUGAGGCUGAUGGCAUCAGUGAGAUGAGAGUACGACCAGAGCGUUGGGGAUCUCUGAUGAUGGUUGCUGCUUUCUUGCGACAGCGUUUCAUGUAGAUGCGCUCAAUGCUCAACUGGGCCAAACCCACCACUUUUUGUGGGAUUUCCCGUUCAAAGGUAUUGGUGUUUCCAUACUAGGCCGUGAUUCUCCACUACUUGUCAAAGUUCUAAAUGACAUGCGGAGUCAGGAAUAUCAAGACGUGUGAUGCGGAACAUACUGUACGGGUACUGGGUACACGAUGGGCGAGAGCAGAGGUGUUGAAAAUGAGGCGGAACAAUCAACUCCAGUGAAGACCAGAAAGAGUGUCAGCGUCAGUGGAAACUGCGGACUCAGCUUUAAGCUGAACGUGGUCAGCCCACGGAGCGGACUGUCGGCCCGGGCUGAUGAGACUGCCCGCCAGCCUCCGUGCAGCCGGUAGGAGGAGCUGGCGGGUGUUCAUUUCUAACCCGGAAGCCAAGUCCCGGUCCCAGAGGACACGGUCCCCGCAGCAUCUGGGUUCCCAACGCCCGGGCUGUCUCCAAACUCUCUGUGGGAUCCCGUUUUCACCCGGUCCCCGAGGACUUCGCUCCGUAAGGUGAUUCUACAGACCAAAGCCAAGAUGCCCCCUCCCAAAGAUAUUGUGAAGAUUGCUGUGCAGAUGCCCGGGGCUUACCCUCAGCUCAUAGACCUUGACCAGAAAAAGCCUCUAUCAACAGUACUGAAGGAAGUCUGUGAUGUGUGGAACAAGAAUAAUCCGGAGCAGUUCGCACUGCAAUACACAGAUGGAAUACAGAGCUACAUCACAGAAACGAAUCGCCAUGAAAUUAAGAAUGGCAGCAUUCUGCGCCUGGCAACGGCUCCGAGCCGAGAGGCAGAGAAUCUCUACACCGGCAUCCAGAGUGGAAACUACGACGUUCGCUUUGAGUCGCUGAAGGGGUUGGCUGUUCUCUCCAAGGACAUCACCUUUGCCCAGGAGUUCAUUAGCAGGGAUGGGAUCGCUGUGCUGGUCCGCAUUGUGGAGAACGGCAAUGACACUGGUGAGAGCUUGGCCCACACUCUGAACGCAUUCAUAGAGUUAAUGGAACACGGCGUCGUCUCCUGGGAAACACUCACCCCCGUUUUCAUUAAGAAGAUUGCAGGCUUUGUGAACAAGUCUGCCAUGGACGCAUCAAUCCAGCAGUUGUCCCUGGCCUGCCUGGAGAGUAUGGUGCUCAGCAGCAGUUACCUGUUCCAGCUGGUGAAGAAUGAGGUGACCCUGGACAGGCUGAUCUCGCACCUACAAGUAACAAACCAGAUGAUCCAGACUAAGGCAAUGGCUCUGAUCAUAGCCCUGCUCCUGAGCUCCAAUGAGGAAGAGAGGAAGGAAACAAUGGAGUUUCUCAAUAAAAGAAAUCUGAGGCAAUAUGUUUUCAAGAACAUUAUCCUGAGUUCUUCCACAAUGAGAGAUGAGAUGGCUCACUACCUGUAUGUCCUGCAGUCUGUUUCCCUCAACCUCUUGGAGCCCAGGAUGAGAAUUCCAAUGGACCCCUACAAUCAGGAGCAGAGGGAUAUGAUACACAGUCUGCGCCAAACAGCCUUUGAGUCCGACGCAGACACAUCCUCUGGGAACUUCAACACGGACCGGAGAAAAUCUUUGUACGCCAGGGAGUUCAAGAGGCUCGGCUUCCCUAACAAUGCCAAUCCCUCACUAGACUUCAGCCGAACUCCUCCUGGACUCCUGCCUCUAGAUAACAUGAUCUACUUUGCUUCCCACCAUUCUGACGCCUACAAUCGGUUUGUUCUGGAGAACAGCAGCCGAGAAGACAAGCACGAGUGUCCCUUUGGUCGUGGGAGUAUUCAGCUCACCAGCAUUCUCUGUGAGAUACUGAAGAUUGGAGACCCACCAUCAGAAACAGGGCAGGACUUCUACCCCAUGUUCUUUGCCCAGGACAGGGUUUUCGAAGAGUUCUUCUGUAUUUGCAUCCAGCUGCUGAACAAGACCUGGAAGGAGAUGCGGGCCACCCAAGAAGAUUUUGAUAAGGUUAUGCAGGUGGUACGGGAGCAGAUCACACGGACACUGGCGACCAAACCCACCUCCCUCGAGCUGUUUCGCAACAAGGUCAAUGCCCUGAACUACAGUGAAAUUCUCAAAUUACGGCAGACAGAAAGGAUGCAUCAGGAGGAGACUCUGGCACCACCAGUCCUGGAGCUGAGAGAGAGAUUGAAACCAGAGCUGAUGGAAUUGAUCAAACAGCAGCGCCUCAAUCGUCUGUGUGAUGGGACACUCUUCCGCAAGAUCAGCAGCCGCCGGCGCCAAGAUAAGCUAUGGUACUGUCGCCUGUCACCCAACCACAAGGUCCUUCACUAUGGAGACGUGGACGAAGGAGUGGAGAACCCUGCCAUCGAGUACCUGCAGGAGAAGAUUCCUGUGGCAGAUAUUAAAGCCCUGGUGACUGGGAAAGACUGCCCCCACAUGAAGGAGAAGAGCACGAUGAAACAGAAUCGGGAGGUGUUGGAUCUAGCCUUUUCCAUCCUGUAUGAUGCAGAGGACUACUCACUGAACUUCAUUGCUCCUAGCAAAUAUGAUAUGUGAUCACUGCAAUCAAUAACCUGUAACUUCCCUUUUGAAGAUAAGCUUCUGAACUGCUUGUAUGACCUGAUAUUUUUGCGGUGGGCACUGAAGAUUUGAAGUUGUGACGUGAUAGGUAUAGGCCAAAUCGAGGCAGCAGGGCCCGGGGCCUGACAAUGUUUGACCAUUGCCAAACUGGUUCAGGAACAGUUUUUACCCCUCAACCAUCAGGCUCUUGAACCAAAGGUGGUAACUUCACUCAGCUUCAUUUGCCUGAUCAUUGAAAUGUUUCCACAACCUAUGGACUCACUUUCAAGGACUCUUUAUCUCAUGCCCUCAAUAUUUAUUGCUUUAUUAUUAUUAUUAAUACUUUUUCGCAGCUUAAACUGGUAAAACCUGAGGUAUGGGCCUAGCCACGCUCACUCAUUUCUCAAUAGCUAGGAACUUUCGGACUAUUCUAGUGGUGUUUAGUAUUGUGGCUUUCUGAAGAUUUACAGAGAUACUGCUGUGUAGACCUGAUUGUUUAAUGCUAUGUGUAGUGCCUUGGGAUGACACUAUUAGUAGAUAUUACUAUCAGGACAGUGUAUAUCUUGUUCAUGUUCCAAAGUCUUGGAAUUUCCUCUUUUAAUUCAGCAUAUUUGACGUGUUUUCACUUUUUGAAUUCUGUAAGUUAUGUGUGUUUGGAAUGGCUAUAUCUAUUAAGUAAGCUGUUCUUGCUUGUUUAUCCUGUGUUAUUAUAUGCAGAUGAUUAUUAUGGAUUGUCCCAUCUGUAAUAACUGAUUAUUCAUAAUAUAAUUUGUGGUAUUCUGACUCUAAAACAGGAUCAGGCUUGUGUUUAUAGUAAGGUGUGAUUUCAUUUAUGAGUUUGUAUUUUAAAGGAAGAUUUUGGUGAAUGAUAUUUACCACUUGAUUUUACAUGUGUAAGUAGUCAAAUUGUGUUAAACUACUACAGAAUCCUGUAAUGUAUUGGAUUGUUUUUUCUUGUAAUUUACUACAUUUAUCAUUUUGAAUUUGUUGGUCUUUUAUUAUGUACUUUUGAUACUUUUUGUGUUAACCACCUAGUCCUGCAUUCCCAUAAGGAACCUUUCUGUUUCUGGGAGCCAAGCGUUCGACGCUUCCAACUAUCAACAUCUAGUCUGCUCAGAUUGUGAGAAUGUCUUCCAGGGAGGGUCAUGCUGUUCAGUUGGUUAAUUUUUUUCUUCAGUAGUGAUAAUGGGGUUUUUCGGGGUUGUGCUCUCAUUUAAGUUUAAUGGUGUACACUUCUUAGCAGAAUUGCUUGCGUGGAGUGCUGAUUCCUGUUUUCAUUAACGGAAGUAUAUCCUUAGAAGUUUUAUCUGUUAUUCCUCUUCCCCUUCUGUCCUAGGUAGUGUUAAUCUAAAUGUAUUUGAAUGUUUUCUGAAAUUUUUCAUUUCAGUUCUUGUAUUUCUUUAUAACUUUUCCAGAUCCAUUACAGCCAAGAUAUUACAUCAAAACAAUACAUUAAUAUUAAUAUAGGUAUAGCAAAAGUGUUUAUUGCUGCCAAAAGAAUACAUUAAUGUAGGUUAUUAUUAUUAUUAUUAUUUCUUUUAUUUGCACAUUUUGUUGUCUUUUGCACCACACUGGUUGUCUGCACUGUAGGUGCAGUCUUUCAUUGAUUCUAUUAUGGUUAUUGAAUUUAUUGAGUAUACCCACAAGAAAAUGUAUCUCAGGGUUGUAUUGGUAACAUAUAUGUACUUUGAUAAUAAAUUUACUUUGAACUUUGAACAUUAAGGCAGCUAAAUUCUUAGGGCCUAACCAAAUAUAUUGUCUGACAUUGUGGGAAGCUAGUGAAAAAAAUAUGAAGGCCCAUUACUUGCAAGUUUUAAGGCACUAGUAACCUGUCUUUCCUCCUUCUGUAUGUUAAGAAUCUAUAUGUUGCUUGUUUUGAGGUGUAGUUCUGGAAGACUGGAUGGUGGCUAAUUUUGUGUCUAUUAUUUAAGGGCAGCAAAGACAAGCCAGGGAACUAUAGACAAAUGAGCCUGAUAUCAGUGGCAGAUAAAUUACUGGAGGGAAUUCUGAGAGACAGGAUCUAGCUGCACUUGGAAAGACAAGGUCUGAUUUGGGAUAGUUAGCACAGUUUUGUACAUGGGAAAUGGUGUCUGACAAAUGUAUUUAAGAGUUGUUCAGAGGUAAUCAAGAGGAUAGAUGACAGGUACUGGACAUUGUCUACAUGGAUGUUAGCAAGGUAAGUGACAAGGUCUCACGUAGUAGACUAAUCUGGAAGAGUGGCUAAAUGGAUUCAUAAUUGGUUCAAUUGUAGGAAACUGAGGGUGAUGGUGGAAGGUUGCUUUACACAUGUAAAUAAUUGUUCCUUAACAUUGUUCUUGCUGGGGAUGGUAAUGAGAACAGGCUCCCACUACCUAUUAAAUGGUGUGUACCCCAAAUAGCCUCUGAUAACCAAGUCCAGCUCUUGGCUUUCAUGUGUGGCUUAGCUACUAAGCCUGGUGGAACCAUUUCACCUGACAGGAGGAGGAAAGACAGGUUACUAGUGCCUUAAAACCAGUCACCUUGGGAAGAUGGGCUCAUCAGUCACAAUUGGCAGCUUGUCUAGGAGAAGGAAAACUGCUCUCAAACCUCUGCUGCCUUGCAGCUAUGCCCACUCAUGAGGAAGGCUUCAGAAGUAAACCCCAAGAGAAAAAUACAGAGUUGGAGUCCUAAGGCAGUCCUACAUUGAGUUCAAUGCUGACUGGCAACUCCUGCAACACUACUAGUGCAAAACUGUAUUGGUCUCUGCCGUUCCUUUGGGUCCAUCAGAUGCAUGAAGAGGGGGAGCUUGCUGCAUGGGCAACAGCUUUGUCCGUAUGGUACUGCCCAAGCUUAUCUACACAGCUACAAUGCAACAUCCAUGACCAGCGGAGGCCUCAUUCACUGUAGAUGGGAAAGUAGAAACCAUGCUUAGUGAGUUAGCGGAUGAUGCUAAAAUAGCUGGUAUCCUAGAAAGUAAAGAAAGUUAUCAAAGACACUAUAGGGUUUUCUUGAUCGGCUUGUUAAGUGGCCCGAGGAUUGGCAAAUGGCAAGGGUUUACAUUUUGGGAAAUUAAACCAGGGUAGAAAAUAUGCAGUGAAUCACAGUGUUAUGGAACAGAGGGACCUGAAAGUUACUGCUAGAAUGUUUAUCAUGAUGGCCUUCAUCGGUCAGGGCACUGAGCGUAAGUGUUGAAACAAUUGUACAGAAUAUUGGUGAAGCUACGCUUGGAAUACUGUGUACAGUUUUUUUCAGCCUGUUAUAGGAAAGAUGUCAUUAAACUGGAAAGAGUGCAAAGACACUUUACAAAAAUGUUGCCUUGAUAUGAGGGCCUGAGUUAUAGAGAGUGUUUGGGCAGGCUAGGACUUUAUUCAUUGCAAUGUAGGUGUACUGGCCUCUGGAGGCACAGUUUAUAUUGUAUGCAGUUUGUUUUGUAUGAACAUCGUUUCCUGUACAUAAGCUGUUUUUUAUGUCAAUUCCUGUGUGGGUUGUCCGUUUUUUUUGAAGUACACAGUGCAAAAACAUCUAUGUCCAUCCUCUCUUUAUUUGCCUUGAAACAGCAAUAUCUGUGAGUCUUAAGUUUUGUAAGUAUCAGUAAACAUUUUAUAGAUUAAUUUUGAAGGAAAAAUUUUUAUUGUUAUAUGGAGGCUACAUUAAGUGUGCUCAGGAAAGAGUGUGAAGCUGAGGCUGCCUCAGCAGAGGUGAAGGUGUAUGAAGCAGCAGCUGACUUAGACGGUAGUGAGACUACAACCGGGUUCAGUCAUGCUUUGCCAUCACAACAGCCAAUGCAGCUUACUAAAGAAUAUGUCCACACACACUUUGACUAUGAAAAAGACAGUGCUCUAGCUCCAGAUGGAGAAGAUUCCCACACCACACAGACAACAAUGUCUUUCACAUUGUCCAGGUAUUGACGGUCAACAUCUACAGCAGCAAAGACCUACAACAUCCCUUUCUGCAGUUUCAUCAUAGCAAAGACUUCAGUUAAGAGUUGCUACUAAUGCCAACCCUAUCUAUACAGAGUAAACUUCCAUCCAUCCCUGGACACACAUUUACCAAAACAGUCUCCACAAUGCCCUCAUUCUGGAGCCACAGGUGCACGAAAUUUAUCCUGGUAUCCAGCUCAUUGAAACCUCGUCACAAAAGGACAAAAUGGGUUCAACAACCAGCUGUAAAUUAUCUGUCCUGGAAGUCAAGCUUUCAUAAUACCGUGGAUGGGCUAAGUCCUAAGCCUAGUGAAGAGUUAAACCUUCUCUGUAAGCAGCUUGGUGGGGAGUUGCUGCAACAAGGGCAGUGUGUAUCAGUAAUCCAGCAAUGGAUUUGUAAAUACUAUGGCCUCCAGAGGAAUCGAAGAAUCUCUCUUUGGCAGACUCGACAACUUUCCAAAAUUUUCACAGAAAGAACCACAGAGCAACUGGAGCUUGCAGAUCUGCUAUUGAAACUGUAAGCCACAAAACAACAAGUGUCCUAUCAGGACUGAGUUUCUUGGACACAGCAGGAGGAAUAAAACCUAUAGAGGAAAAGCAACCAAACAAUAUGCCAAAUCAGUGGACAACUGGAGGGUUCAAGUAUAAAACAGUGCACUGUCAACCAUUUUUAUUCUUUGUGGAAUUUGUCUGCCGCCAUGCAGAAAUGUGAAAGGACCCCAGUUUUAUGCGCUCAGCUUCUGGCAAUACCUCAUUCAAAGAGAGAUCUUCAAUAAAAGCAUAAAAUACCUAAAACUCCUAUCACAGUCAUCAUGAAGCAUCAUAGACAAUGCCUGUGCCUGCUCCAUAAAAAACCUCAUUCCCUAAGGAAAUGUGGCAGCUUCAGAGAAAACCUGCUGGCAGACCAGUGACACUUUCUAAUGGAGCACUCAAUAUGUUUCAUAUAUUGUGCUUCAACAGAAAACCAAGCAAAAGACUAAAGCUAUCAUACACUGCACUGGGUACAACAGUGAUCAUCAGCACAUAUCAGCAGUUCAUUCAGGGACAGCACCUUGGGCUACUACUGGUUCCAGAGCACGGUGGGGAGCCAGCUGAGCAUCCAUCAGAGGUAGCUACUUCCUCCUGCACACAGGUAUGUAGGAAAGGCUUCCAAGACAAAUCCUGUUCUAGAAUAUGUCUGGCCAACAUCUAUCGGAAAGGAUAUCCUGAGCAAAAUCUAAAGGCAUACAGUAUGUAACAUUAAAUGAUCAGAACAGCGUGUCAUUGGCAAAAUCACAAUACAUUCGGUGCUCAAGGUGCUGUUUCCCUGAACAUACUAAAGACAUGAUCUAGAACAUCAGAAGUUGCUGGAAGGUGAGCAGUGAAUUUGUUGCAGAAUCAAGAAGAGGGAAAGUCUGCUUACCCUUGCUAACCCUCAUUGAGUGCAACCAUAUUCCCUACAACACGGAUAAAAUUCCAACUCCUGAGGGUCCAUUCACAUCUCAAGGCCAUAGCUGAGAAGAAUCCCCCUCUGGACUCACCUGCUGAGAUUCUCCUCUUGCUUGGCAGAUGCACAUAAGGUACGUGAACAGUGCAAUGGUUGGUGCAAUGCACCUUAUGCCCAACGACUGGACCUGGGUUGGGUCAUAGUGGGAAAAGUCUGUCCCAGUGGUGCUCAUCAGCUCACUGUCAACACAUUUAAGGCAAAUAUCCUGGAGAGUGGGGCCCAAAUCAUUUCAAACCCUGUGACAGUAGAAUCUGUAUGAAAGACAAUAUUGCAGGUAAGUGAACCAAGUGCUCUUACAUACCUUUGCACAACCAGAUUGAAGUGUCUGCAGUCACUUGGAAGAUGAUUAUGACCUUCCAUUAAAGAUGCUGUCUUCCUUCAAAUCAUGAACAAAGAGUUUACCAAAGACGAGUCGAACAGUUGAGUAGCUUCCCUUCCAUUCCACUCUCUACAACAACUCCUACGAAAUAACAGAGACCAGUUGACUCGUGUCCCUCAGUCGCACAUUGAAAAGGAAACCGUUAUGCUGCAUUAGCACCUCAAGCAGAUCCCAACAAAGAAAACUAAUAUUUGCCCAUCUUUGGUGUUUACCACUCCCAAAAACCUGCACAAAAUAUGCAUGAAUUGUCUUUGAUUCAAGUGCUCAGGUCAAAGGCAUAACACUGAACAAUGUUCUCUCAUGGGGUCUGUUCUGGGCUGUCAUGUGCUGCAGAAUAGAGUCCGUUGCAGUGAUCAUUGAGACUACCUCACAUUCUUGUGGUUUCGUGACCACCAAAUUGACAAUGAGAUUCUGGAGUAUCAAAUGGGAGUUCAUGUAUUUGGUAACUGUCCAUCACCAGCUGUGGCAAUCUAUGGCCUUAAGAGGACAGAGAGAAGGAAUUUGGGACUGAAGAACAGAGGUACAUAGAAAUGUUAAUGAUCGUCUUAAAUCAAUUUCUCAUGCAGAAGAAGCAGUCAGCGUGCAGUCCAAUCUCGGAACUCAUAAGGUCGCAAACAACAGUGUGCAAAAUUUCCCAUCUGAAGAUUGGGACAAAGUCUACAGAAUCUUGGUCUUGGACAGAACUUUCCUCCAUUGCCGUGUAGUCCCAUCCCUGGAUGGAACCUCAUUACCAACACCCAUACUUUCAAGGUUGUUGAUACCAAAAGACCCUUUAUACAUCGUGACAUGCAAACAACUAUCAACAGCCUCUGUUGUUUACUCUUGUUUAAACACCAUAGUCACAGAGUGUUUUGUUUGUGUGUGUGUGUGUGUUACCUUGGUUAACACCAAUUGCAAGAAUAAUCAACAGUAUUCGUAUAUUCAGGCAUGCAAUGAUUCAUUUUGAAUUUAAUACGUAUUUACUUAACUUUCUGCAGUUUCACGAGUAAGGUCUCAUUUAAAAAUCUCUUUUUCACUCAGAGGACCAUAAGAGUGUGGAACGAGCUGCUAGCACAAGAGUUACAUGCCAGCUCGAUUCCAACACUUAAGAAAAGUUUUGAUAGGUAUAUGGAUAGUAGGGGUAUGGAGAGCAUACCCAGAUGAGGUCAAUAGGAGAUGGGCUGAAGGGCUUGUUUUCAUUCUUUACUUUUCUAUAACUCUAUGGUUAUAAAAAUCCUGAAGGAAGCUUCUGUCUCGGGUGAUAUCUGAGAAGAUGUUUAACUCGCUGCAUAGCUUUGUAACAUAUGCAUUGCAAGGACAAUAGAGCAGGAAUUGAGGGGUGACGUUAUAGAGAUGUAUAAAAUCAUGAAGGUAAAUGCACACUCAGCCUUCUUCCCCAGGGAAAAUGGAGUAAAAACGAGAAUGUAUAGAUGUAAAGUAAAACGGGAAAGAUUUAAAAGGAUCUUGAGGGACAACUUUUUCACACAGAUGAGUAGUUGAAGCAGGUACAAUAAUGUCAUUUAAAAGAUGUUUGGAUAAGGAUAUGAAUCAGAAAGGUUUAGAGGAAUAUGGGAUGAGCUUAAGUCGAUACCUUGGUCAGCAUGGACAGUGGGCCAAAGGACCCAUUUCUGUGCUGUAUACUGACAGAAGGGUGAAGUGGGCCAAAAAGUGGCAUGUGAAUCUUGAAGAGCUGCAUUUCAAAACCUGUUUAUAUAAACACGCUAGAAAAGGAAAGCUAUGGAUUUAAGUUCACAAACAACUCUGUAGGUGAGAGGAGCUGUUAAAAGGAAGACAGAGUUUUAGCUUGAUAGAUCAAAUACAAAACAGGAAAUUGAUGGUAGAUCAUCCUGUAAUGGCUAAGCUUCAGUUAGAGCAACAUACAAUGCUCCAUUUCUUCUGGACGCCACCAAGCAGGAAGGAUGUCUAGGCCUUGCACAGGGUUAUGGAGGAGUUCUACUAGAAAGCUGUUGUAACUUUUGAUUACAUGGAAAUAAUGUGCAAAGUUGAAUGGUUAAUUGAUGUAGAUACCAAAACAUUUUUAAAAAUUCAAAACAGGAAAUUUGGUACAGUUUACCAAGGCUAAACCCCAUGUGACUGAAGUUUCAGAGGCACUGUACUUUACCUCUCCCCUUGUCCUUUGAUAUCAAAAACUUCUUCUGGUCACAGUCUAGCCCUCCAAAUGAAGAAUAUCUCAGUUCCUAAUUUUCAUGGAUAUCUAAUUGCAGGGGGGAAGCCAAUGAGAAAAUUCUCAAACAGCCAUCAAAAGCUUCUUCCUGAACAUAUAUUAAUCUCAGAAUUAGUUUACAUUAAGCCCUAUUUUGUUCAGAAAUGCCUCUUACAUGUUCUUUAUUGAUAACUUUUUUUGGUAAUGAUGUUUUAUUUCUAUCCCUGUC